UGUCAUGCUUGCGGUGUUUUGGUUAUUUGUUUGUUUACAAUGAUCGCCGAUUUUGAUACUCAUGUACGUGAUACGAAUCGACGAUUUGCAGCCGUGCACAUUUCUGUCGAUCAAGACUGGUUAGGUGGAUGUGUGGAAUGGUUCUUGUCCGAAACGCCACGAAUAUCCAAUGAAAAUUUGUAUAAAAAUGCUUACGAGCAAUGGUUGUUAAGUGAUUUGGCCGAGAGUGGAGUAAAAUGCCUCCCACAGUCUGUGCUAAGCAAUAAAAAUGAAUUCAAAUUCACGGGAAACUAUGCACUGCAGAUGCAAUACGUAAUUGACAUUGCCGAAUCAGCUUAUGAACAAUACAGAACCAUUCACGAUAAAAAAUUGGAUGAAGCCGAAGAACCUGAAACGGAGCAGCGUCAACGCAACAUUAGCAAAAAGCGAAGGACGUUAAAGCUUGAACUGACCGAUGGCCACACUACCGUCACUGCAAUGGAACAUUGUCCCAUUCCGUGCUUAAAUACCAAAAUGGUUCCCGGAAUAAAGAUUUUGAUAAAAGGUUCAAUGCGGUGUGUCAACAAAGUAUUGUUUCUGCAACCGGGAAACGUCACAGUAUUGGGAGGUGAAGUUGAAAAACUGUCGAUCGAAAAUGCCUACGAAAAUGUUCUGCUCAAGGCGAUGGGGCGUCCGAUAACGUCUACACCGAGAUUAGACUAUAAAGAAACUACCGUUGCGGAACAACACAAACCAACACUAAUUAUGCCACCAGCACCGCCACCAGUGGUGCAUCAUAAUCCACAAACCCCACGGAAUAUCAUGCACGACGAUGACGACGAUUUAUUCUCUAAUCUGGACAUCGAUUACCUGAACACAAAUGUCGCGACGAACCAAUCGAUUCGUGUACAACAGAACUCAAAUGUAGCAGCGAAUCAACCGACUGCUGUGCAACAGAGCAAUCCAACGACUAACGUUAACCAGUUCUUGGAUGACGACGACGAUAUUUUCUUUGAGGCGGAUAUUCCGGACGCUUCGGUAACUAAUAACAUUCCAAAAUCGAAUCACAACGCCUUCGAUGACGAUGAUGACUUUGAUGUGGCGGAAGUCGAAGCUAACAUUCAACUCAACCUUCGGAAUGAGGAACGUAGACACGUGAGCAGUAAUGCAAUUACGGAAUCGUCGUUGAGAUCGACUGUGGAAGCGACCCAGAAUCAACUUGAUUUCGAUUCGGACAUCGACGAAAUGUUUUCCAGAAACAGUGUGAUAGAACGGGCCGUUGACGAAUUUAAGAUCGCUGGUUGUCCGUUGGUUACAAUUUUGCAGUUACAUUCACUUGAUGACAGCGAGAAGAGCGAACGAUCGUUUGUGGUGAAAUGUGAGAUAUUUAAGACUGUCGAGAGCAUUCGGAUUGUGUCGAAUCGAUAUGAGAUUGUGGUGCUGAUCACAGAUUCAACCGGUUUGCAGUUGGAGGUAAAGGUGAAUAACGAUGUCAUCGCCGAUUGGGCCGACGUAACUGCCGAAGAACUACAACGGAUGAGACAGACGAUAAAUCAGCGACCGCAACAACGACAACAAAUGGAGAAUAUUUUGAAGAAAUUGUCCGACACAAUGACUGCGUUCGACGGUUUUAUGCGCAUCGAAUAUUCGCACAAAAAUCAAAUGCCCGAAGUAACGGAAGUGAUCGAAAGCAAGGCGGAAUAUGAAGAAAUUUUACGGAAGAAAUUGGCCAAAAGGAUUUGAAAUAAAAGCCAGCCGAAGCGUUUUGUUUGGUAAAAAUUUUUGAUUUCUUUCAUUUAUCACCUGUCUCCUGGACAAUAUUCGUACAGUCACAACAAUAAUAAUUACAUACGGGGGCGUUAGGCUAUGCCUUAGAGUCUAAGAAAACUUAAAAAUAAUGAAACA
Molecule: messenger RNA, 1884 nt
Organism: Bradysia coprophila
Lineage: Eukaryota; Metazoa; Arthropoda; Insecta; Diptera; Sciaridae
Biological process (GO): double-strand break repair via homologous recombination; resolution of meiotic recombination intermediates
Cellular component (GO): nuclear body; RecQ family helicase-topoisomerase III complex
Molecular function (GO): nucleotide binding
Source: RefSeq, a predicted model, not a curated record